GAGAGACAGGUACACAUGCUAACUCGUAAACAAGGAGUACACGGGGCAGUAUUUGUGGUCGCUUUGUGGAGUAGUCUACUUGACGUUGUCACGGUAACGAGGUCAGUGUCGUCCUUGAUGGCUUGACAGGUGCAUGACAGUUCAGCUCCAAGCAUGUACGCCAAGGGGAAAGGAACCACGGUACCUUCCGAUGCUCAAGCAAGAGAAAAGUUAGCGUUGUAUGUAUACGAAUAUUUAUUACACGUAGGAGCUCAAAAAAGUGCACAGACAUUUUUAUCCGAGAUAAGAUGGGAAAAGAACAUAACGUUAGGAGAACCUCCUGGGUUCCUACACUCCUGGUGGUGUGUAUUCUGGGAUUUAUACUGUGCGGCGCCAGAGAGGAGGGACACGUGCGACCAUUCUAGUGAGGCAAAAGCAUUUCAUGAUUAUGGGUUUGUAAAUCCUGGAGGCUAUGGGGUAAAUGGAAUGGCACAUAAUGCACCGGCACCCAGUCCAUUAAGUCAAAUGCCGCCUCAAGAUGGUAUACCAGGUGGGCCAAUGCCGCCUGGCUUUUUUCCUCUAGUGAAAAGGGAACCACCACUGCAAGGCUCUGAAAAUGGAACAAGGGAGCUAACUCAUCACAGACAAACGCUGCCAUCUCAGCCGUCCCCUCACUCACAGCCACCUCACAACCCCAUGAUGCCACAGAACCAACCAUUUAUGUCACCAAGGUUUCCGGGUGGACCUCGAGGACCUGGGCCAGUGCGGAUGCCAAACCAAGUAGAUUUUAAUCCCCCAGGAAGCUCACCGGGUCAGAUGCCAAUGCCCAACAGUAUGGAACCACGGCCAGGUCACCCAGGUAUGCCCAUGCAGCGAAUGACACCCCCAGGAAGGAUGCCUGGGCCCAUGAACCCAGCAGUGUAUGAAUCAUUACAGAACUAUGGUGGUAUGAGAGGGCCACCUCCUAACAGUAUGGGGCCUGGUGGCCCUGGUGGAAUGCCCCCAAUGUCAAUGCCUGGUGGACAGAGAGGACCCUGGCCCCCAACGUCAUCAUCAAUAAAUUACUCCUCAGGAUCACCUGGAAAUUAUAAUGGUCCUCCAGCGACAGGUGGGCCUCCGGGGACGCCCAUAAUGCCCAGCCCUCAAGGUCAGUUGAUGACAGACUCCACAAAUUCCGGUGACAGUAUGUAUAUGAUGAAGGGAGGCCCAAUGCCUGGUAUGCCUGGGUUCCCCAUGGGAGGACCAGAGCCAGGGAUGGGGCCAAUGGGGCCGGAUAUGCCUCCAGUAAUGAAUGGUGAAAUGGAUGGUAUGAAAAGCUCGCCAGCGAACGGACCGGGCACGCCGCGGGAAGAUUUACCUCCCGUCAGUGGUGGGGAUAUGGGAGGCUAUAGCAUAGGGUACCAGGAAAACGAUCAAAACGAAUCUGCUGCUAUCCUAAAGAUUAAAGAAAGUAUGCUGGAAGAGGCAAAACGGUUUGAAAAAGACACCGACCAUCCUGACUAUUUCAUGCAAUAAAAUCUUUAUGUAGAGUAUAGACAGAGCCCAUUGUAAAUUAUUUCAUAAUUUAUGGUUUGUAUGUUAAAUUGAAACAGAAAAAAAAAAAGAAACAUGAAACGCGUUGUUCUCCACCUGGCCGUUAGAUGGCGCUGUUAAACGACUCGGUGAUUGGUCGGUCUCAAGCAUUAGGGCAAACCAGUGAUAUGACGCUUCCAACACUUUACAGCUUGUGUGGUUUUCUGCUUUGUAACAUCUGAGUGGCGUACUUCUCUUUGCUUGGUUUCAAAUCGAAUUCUGACCAUGUGUUGUUGAAUCGGCCAUCAGCAAUUCUCCUCUGAGGGAUCCGAUGACUUCAUAUGUAUAUUUUUUUUUUGUGUUCAUGUCACUCUCGAACUAAAUUUUGUCUUCUUCUAAAUUUGAUCGUGUGGAUUUCUAGACGACAAAUUUUGUGAUCUGGUGUCCAUGUUUUGUAAAGCACUGCUCCUCGUCCGCCAGACGGUGUAUCACACAUGGUGUCCGCGCACUGUACUGAGUCUGUGUUCAAGUGUACAACCACUGCAGCUUCUCUUCUCUUGAAACAGACCACGGUUACUGCCCUAAUUCUUGAGUCGCGCCCCGUCAUUGCGUCGUCGUGGUAACAUAGUAAACAGUUAGCACACAAACAUCUACAUCAGGAUUGUUUGAACAAGAAAUAGUCUUGACAAGCCAAAGCUAGCCUCCCUCCUUCCCAAAGCCCAACUCUUUGAGCCGUAGUAGAUGCUAAUCCUUUUUAUGCUUCUUUGAUUAACAUUCUGUUGAGUAACAAGCUGAAUAGACUUUUUACUCUCACAUAUGACUGCAUGGUUGUUUAUCAUUGUCUGGAACGACAGUAGAAUUUCCCGUUUUCCAUGAGUUUUGGCUCACUUCCAGUCAUACUUGUAGUUUCUUCCCUUGUUUUUACUAUUUUUUGCCUAGAAAGCCUUGGCUUCAAGAUUAUUUCUUCAUUUUCUAACAAGACAAAACUGUACUGUGUACAAAGUGUGUGUGCAACUAUUUCUUUAUAUUAUAUAUACAUGCA
Molecule: messenger RNA, 2533 nt
Organism: Liolophura sinensis
Lineage: Eukaryota; Metazoa; Mollusca; Polyplacophora; Chitonida; Chitonidae
Product: single-stranded DNA-binding protein 3-like
Exons: 20
Coding region: 154-1494 (446 amino acids)
Biological process (GO): positive regulation of transcription by RNA polymerase II
Cellular component (GO): nucleus
Molecular function (GO): protein binding; single-stranded DNA binding
Source: RefSeq, a predicted model, not a curated record